AGUCAUCUCACUUCCUUAUCUCAAGCCUUCAGUUACUCUUUUUUCAAUUCUCUAAUAUUUCAUAUCUAUAGUAUUUUGAAAUCUAUAUAUUCCUUUGAUUGUCAAUUAUAUAUAACAACAUAUAUAGAAAUAUAUAAUGGGAUCUAAGCACAGAUUUUCUCAUGUGUUUUUGAUAGUCAUCACUAUCCUACAGAUUAUAAGUGUUUGCCAAGGUUACCAGUUCUUGGUUGGUGGAAAAGAUGGUUGGGUUUCAAACCCUUCUGAGAAUUUCAAUCACUGGGCUGAGAAAAACAGAUUUCGAGUCAAUGACACCCUCUUUUUCAAGUACAAACAAGGAUCAGACUCCGUUUUGGUGGUAAAGCCAGACGAUUAUAACACAUGCAACACAGCUACGCCGUUACUGUCGUUAUCUGACGGCGGUUCGGUCUUCACGUUCGACCGGUCGGGUCCCUUUUUCUUCAUAAGCGGUAACGCCCAGAACUGUCAGGAGGGUCAGAAACUCAUCGUUGUGGUUAUGGCUGUAAGGCCCGACAAGAAACCACAGCCACAACCAGCUCCCGCUCCUGCCUUACCAUCACCAUCACCCUCAGUAGUGCCCCAGCCACCCGCUGUUGCUCCGGCCACUGUGAAUCCGUCGAACGUGGAUGCUCCGGCACCUGCUCCCAGCGCUAAUGCGAAUUCGGGUUCGGGUCAUUCGGAUGGGUUUGGGCUGGCUGUGUGUGCUGGUUUGGGAAUAAUAAUGAGUUUGAGUUUUGUUUUGGGUUUUUAGAAUAAUAAUUAAUCGUAUUAUUUAUUAUGGUUAGGGUUUGUUUGUGGUUUUAGUGGAGAAUUAAUUAGUGGUGGUUUUAAUUAGUUUCAGUAAUUUGAUUGUGAAUUUUGAAUUUAUUUUUAGAAGGGUGGUGAUCAAUUUGUGUAAUGUUUGCUUUUUUCUAAUUUUGAAGGAUUGUUAAUUUUCGCAUGGUGCUUUGCUUUUUAUAUAUUUUUAUGAGAGAUUUCACUUCUUUUUCUCU
Messenger RNA from Cannabis sativa, 1010 nucleotides. Its product is annotated as early nodulin-like protein 3. The record is from RefSeq and is a predicted model, not a curated record. Gene Ontology annotation, molecular function: electron transfer activity. NCBI's taxonomy places the organism in Eukaryota, Viridiplantae, Streptophyta, Magnoliopsida, Rosales, Cannabaceae. Gene Ontology annotation, cellular component: plasma membrane. Bases 137 to 769 code for a protein of 210 amino acids. The transcript has 2 exons.